UCAUUUGUGUUAAUGUUUUACCUCAGAAACACACUUUUGCUAAUAUCUUUCGCGAGAGAUUUAAACGUGGCUCCUUUUUUUCACAGCAAUCUUUCCAUCUAACUGAGCAUGUGCAGAAAAGCAAACUCCAAGAUCCACGAUGGGCUCUGUAAACACUGUAAGGGUGUUCUGGAGUGGAGAGUAAGGUACAACAAGUACAAGUCACUGACACAACCCAAAAAAUGUAUCAAGUGUGCUCAGAGGACAGUGAAGGAUGCAUACCACAUCCUCUGUAAGCCCUGUUCUCUGGAGCUAGACAUCUGCUGCAAGUGUGGGAAGAAAGAGAAAAUUGUUAUUCCAAUUAACUCAGAAGGGGACAAUAAUGAUGAAGAAGAAGAAGGACAAGGAGAAGUAAAAGGAGAAGAGAAAGAUGAGAAGAGAAAGGAGAAGAGAAAGAUGAAGAAGUUGUUGAACAGAAAAAGAAAGUACGAGUACGAGCGAAGAAGGUCUUGGAUGACUCAGACAGUGAUGAUGAUGAAGAGAGAGAGGACUUGCAUAGUGGCUCAAAGAAGACGCAGAACAAGUCUGAUGAUCUCCCAGAUGUGUCCCGACUCCGAGUCAGAUUUAAUGACUAAGGGCGAGUUUAAAGUGAAGUAUGAGAUUUGAGAGGUGACCAUACCCCCAGCUAACCAAAUCUAAUACAAAAAGGUUCCUAGUUUGAGUUGAGUUAACAAAAGCUUCCAACUAAUUCACUGUGUAUCUUUGGUGAACACGGACCAAAAUGUUUCACUAUCUUCUGACUUUUCUGAUUUAAAGAAACAAACAAAAAUAUGAGAACAUAUUCGCCAGAUUAUUUUUCAAAGAUUGCCUGCCAGCUGGAUAAGUGUACUGUCAUUAAAACAUGUACAUUAAUGACA
This is a messenger RNA of Trematomus bernacchii (emerald rockcod), 896 nucleotides long. RefSeq lists its product as uncharacterized. Lineage: Eukaryota; Metazoa; Chordata; Actinopteri; Perciformes; Nototheniidae. The record is from RefSeq and is a predicted model, not a curated record. Bases 109 to 645 code for a protein of 178 amino acids. The transcript is spliced from 4 exons.